CUUGCCGGUAGCCCAGCAAAGUAGAAAGUUGAGACGAAAUAUUGCCCAAAAUCCUACCAGUUUAUCAACUCUAUAGCUUAUCAACAUUUCUCCCACGUUAGUUAGGUACAUACUACGUAGCGUGGGCUCGUAGAAGUCAACUUUUCCGUAUACAAGGCCAUCUGCCUACCUGAUUUGAAUAAAUAGCCUCGAGCAGGAAGAUAUUUUUCUUCCUUCCUGGAUGCGAUUAUAUUAUUGCAUAUUCAACCUCACUCACGUUUUUAAAUCUGUCAUGAUCAUGCUCUCCUCCCGUGCGGAGAGAAUUCUGAGCUGGUGAAAGUAGUGGUGGAAGAAAGAUCAAGAAGGUAGCUAGGAAAAUCACCUAGGAAAAGGAAUACGAUCCUUGUUUUUGUUAUUCAAUCCGAGUCGAGUUGAAAUUCGAUUUGCUGCAACUUGAAGGUUUGGAAAACUAGCAGAAUCCCUGAGGUUGACUAACACAGCACAUCGGGUGAAAAUACCAGUCGACACCAUUUGGACGCAACACUAACAUAUCGUUCACACAUUUCAUUACAAAGUAAAGCCGUUUUUUACGAGAUUCCACGGAGAAACGAAGAGCUUAGAAGUCGUGUUGAAUUCUUGCUGCAUUCUUCUUGAGAUAACUCUCUCGAGUGACCCUUCUUCUUCACCAAGAUGGUGGCAUCCGCCGUCCUUGGAGCUGCUGCAGGGACCGGCCUCGCCCUCGUUGUCGCGUUAACCAUCAUCCUCUACCAUUACUAUUACAAAAGGAAGAACAAGGAUUGGGGCGAUUUGGAUAGGUUUGAAUCCCCACGGCCCUCAAAGUACUCAACUCCACUGGUCGGACCUGGCGGUGUGAAACCGAGUCGUGCAUGUAUUGCCGCAUCGGAAAGUGGAUUUGGCAAAUGUCCCUAUGGCACACGCGAUUCUCGACAAAGCUCAAGGUCUUCCUGGUCUAAAUCGUCAAUCGGCAGCAGUACUGGCAGCACCUCGGAUUAUGGACACGGACACGGGGCAGAAAAAGUCAAGAAGUGGGACAGUCGUGGGAGUCGAUCGUCAACAAAAUCUUGUCCCCCACUCUACACGUACCCGCAACAGGAAUUCCAUGUGGAUCAAGAGCAGCGCAUAGUGCAGCCAUUGGACGGACCGUUUGCCAGCUUGCCAGAAGUUCGAGAAGUCUCAUCCAGCGAUUUGUCGUCAUUUGAACAGGACGGAGAUUACUUUACGGAGCACGAAGUCAUGCUGACGCACCAGUCGCGAUCUCUGCCCCCAGCCCAUCCCAUCCCGGGUCAAAGAUUGAACCGCACCCCGAGCAUUUCCUCGCAAGGGUCGCAAUUGGAUUAUGCUGUACUCAAGGGCCACCGAGGCUCGUCCCCAGCAAUUCGAACAUUCACACCGGAAGGUCUGAGCACCGGCGUGUCACCCCCGGACUCACCGCCCCUGGUUUAUCACGGAUCUCGGUCCCCGUCACCAAUCACAAACAUUCGUGCAACAUCUUUGGACAUGAAGGGUGGCUCUACUUCGUCAAACUCGUCCACCGUGGAUCUCAGGAUUAGCCCAUUGUACGACAGGACCUCCUCACAGUCGCAAAACUCUCUUAAUUCCCUCAGUGACAGGACGAACAUUCCAAUGUGUGGGGUCGGACUGAGACGCUCUUCGCGAUGUCUGUCUCCCCUCCUGAUUCCACCAAGGUCACCGACAGCAUCGGAUGGGUCUGGUCAAUCUCCGGCCCCUCUGUCGCCCCUCUUGGGAACGCUGCAACUGGAAUUGUAUCAGAAGAAGGACGUCAAAAUCACUCUUCCGGGGAGUAAACAGCCCGAAGCGAAUCUCGACGAUGGCUCAAAACGUCUUGGACAGCUUCGUUUCCAGCUGAAAUAUGACUUUGACAAGUCUGAUCUCCACGUCCAUGUCAUUGAAGCUGUUGGCUUGGCUGUGAGCAAUGAAGGAGGAUUUAAUGAUCCUUACAUUCGCUUGUACUUGUCGCCGGGAGUGGACAGCAGGAAACGAGAGACCUCAAUGCAUCGGAACGAGUCAAGUCCUUACUUUGACGAGCACUUCAAGUUCCCCGUGUCACAAGAGGAUCUCCAGGAUCAAAUCUUGAUAUUGCAGGUAUUCGACUAUGACCGUUACUCAAGGAACGAUGUGGUGGGUCAAGUUUCGUUCCGUCUGGAUGAAUUUGAUGUAACGACAGCUCUGGAGAUCAAUGCGGACGUGAUCAAAAAUAAAAAGCCCUCUGGGGAGAGACAAGAGAUUCUGGUGUCACUCUCGUUCUUGCCCCACGCGGAACGUUUGGGUGUGGUUUUACUCAAGGCGAGAAAUUUGUUCUUACCUCCGAACAAGGAAACUCUUGAUCCUGUGGUGAAAGUUUAUCUGGUUGGAGGAGGGAAGCGACUCAAGAAGAAGAAAACGACGCCGAGGAGAAAUACACAAGAUCCCGUCUGGAAUGAGUCUGUCGCCUUCUCCAUUUCUGCUGCCAGCUUGGCCAACGCUUCUCUCGAGAUUUGUGUGCUCGACCAGUACAGUGAUUUGAGGGGUAAUACCAAGGCGCAGGUUGGUAGGUGCAUCCUUGGGCCACGUGAAAAUGGUUCGGAACUGGCUCACUGGCAAGACAUGAGGAAAAAUAAAAAUGGUAAAGGUGUCGCCAUGUGGCACGUACUGACUUAAUUUGGGAAAAAAUAUUCAAAAAAUUGGAACAAAUUCAUUUACAAAGUAUUCAUUAACUACUUAUUAUUCCGAUAUAAUUAAAUAUGUACAUAUGCAUGACAAAGUAUUAGACAAAGUAUAGCAGUCAUGUUUUUCCGGGUAUUAUGACGUGAAUGUCCCUAUUAUUCCAUCAAAAAUAUGUAUAUAAUCAACUUCUGAUGUGUGUUUUCAACCCGAAAUCAAAACUUUUUGUAAUUAUCUAAUUGCCAUAAGCCGAUUAGAAUUUAGAAUGUUGUUGUCGUCAAUUUUGAGUAUUUUUAUCAAUUAAACGUCAAGUAAGUUAUUUUUUGCAUGAAAAUUAUUGUCAAUCUCUCCCAUUUCAUAACUUCCUUCCUCGUCAUAAUAAUGCAGUGGCCGCGGAAGCCGUGGGGACAUUAAUAUUGUAGAAUGGGGGGAGGGAGGGGUUUAUAUAAGAUGGGGAGAUGAUGCGGACAUCAAACAACCAUGGGGACAUUGUCCCUCUGUCCACACCCUUCCGCGGCUACUGUACUAAUUGCACGUAUUAUCAGAGAACGGGGUAAGGACUUAUCGUCAUGAUGAUGUUAGGUACUCCUUUGCAUAAUAGAUACUUAAGCUGUAUUUGAAGAGGAAGUACUAUUCAAUUUAUUGAGGUGACUACUAAAUACUAUUUUAGGAAAAUCUAUGUAUAUAUUGGAAAUUUUAAGGAUGUCGUGUCAUCUCAUUUUUAACUCAAGCUUUCUCUGAAACCACUUUAUGACUACUUGUACAUACGUAAAUAGAUGUAAACGAUGUCAUUAAAGAGACAAGUUGUCGACGUUAAGAGUCAACAUUUGAGCCAAAAACUAUACAGAUAGUUCUGUAUUAAUGUGUCUAUAAUUAUCUCAGUCACAGUAUGACGGUAUUUUAUCUAACUAAUACAUAUAAAUAAGUAUAAUUCAAUGUAUAAAUAUAGCUGCUCUGAAAUUGCGUAUCGUCUCUGUUCGUGGAAAAGUUGUGGGUUGAGAAAUCACGUGAAAAUGGGAUCUAUUUUUGGGAAAUAUGAGACUCCAUAAGAACAACAUGGUGGCACGUUUUCACCUGAAAACGUAUGUUUCGACGCAGUUUUUGGUUUAUCAACCAACAACUUUUGCACGAAUGGCUCCGAUAUUUAUAAAACUUACAAAAUUUAUACCUCAUUUAAAUUUUAAAUGUUGUUUCAACAUAAACUACUUAAUGUAUUCCACAUUAAUUAAUUAUGAAACAACGGUAAACUAGGCAGUAAGGUCUCAAAUUUAUUCUUGCAUGCAUUAUUGUGGAUACAAAUGUAAAUAUCUAGAAUUGAGAUGAUAAUGUUACACAAGCAGGAAUAUACUGCUAAUUAUUUUGUUCUGUUUUUAAACCGUAACAGAGUCAUAACUAAUAAGUAAACAAAAAAAAUCUAUAUUAUAAGCUGGAAAUGUCUUUCUGCAACGGAAGUGAAAGUAAUUUUCCGUGACGGAAGUGAAAGUGGAGAAAGUUAAG
Molecule: messenger RNA, 4158 nt
Organism: Folsomia candida
Lineage: Eukaryota; Metazoa; Arthropoda; Collembola; Entomobryomorpha; Isotomidae
Product: synaptotagmin-7
Exons: 15
Coding region: 670-2658 (662 amino acids)
Biological process (GO): cellular response to calcium ion; regulation of dopamine secretion; regulation of calcium ion-dependent exocytosis
Cellular component (GO): membrane
Molecular function (GO): clathrin binding; calcium-dependent phospholipid binding; calcium ion binding
Source: RefSeq, a predicted model, not a curated record